This is a messenger RNA of Penicillium diatomitis, 1368 nucleotides long. RefSeq lists its product as uncharacterized. Gene Ontology annotation, molecular function: FAD binding. The record is from RefSeq and is a predicted model, not a curated record. Gene Ontology annotation, biological process: secondary metabolite biosynthetic process. Lineage: Eukaryota; Fungi; Ascomycota; Eurotiomycetes; Eurotiales; Aspergillaceae. The coding region runs from base 1 to 1368 and encodes 455 amino acids. The transcript is spliced from 2 exons.
AUGGCCCCCUCGGACAAAACCUUCACGGUGACCAUCGUCGGUGGAGGAAUCGGUGGUCUUACUCUCGCAGUCGGCCUUUUACGACGUCAGGUCCCUGUUCAGAUCUACGAAGCCGCCAGCGCUUUCACGGAAAUCGGACUAGGCUUGUCUAUUGGGCCGGCCGCGCAUCGUGCGAUGCCCCUGAUUGAUCCGCAAAUUCGAGAGAUUUACGAUUCCUUGGUGACCACGCAUGCGGAUAGUCCCGGGUAUGAAGAGUAUCGACAGACCUGGUUCGAAAUCGUGUGGGCGAGUGGGAGGAAAGAGGGAGAAGUGCUGAUGGAUCUCAAGGCCUUGCCCUCGGGACAGACCACGCUGCGACGAGCCAACUUUUUGGAUGCACUGGUGGGACUGAUUCCAAAGGAGAUUGUGCAUUUCAAAAAACGAUUGGACCAUUACACGGAGAACCAGGACGGUGUCGAACUGGUUUUUGAUGAUGGAUCCGCUGUACAGGCCGAUGUGGUCGUGGGUUGUGAUGGAAUCAAGUCUCGAGUCAAAGACUCCAUGUUGUCGGCCGAGGAGUCGAUGCUCACGCAGCCGAGGUAUAGCGGGAUGUACUGCUAUCGAGCUGUUCUUGACAUGGAAACGAUGGUGAAGGCGGUCGGUGAUCAACGUGCUCGAGUCUCGAGCAUUUAUAUCGGCAAGGGAGCCUACGCGAUUUCAUAUCCGAUCAUGAGAGCACAGAAAGUCAAUACGGGACUUUAUGUGCUUGACCCAACCUGGGACCAUGAUACCUGGGUUAAGCCUGUCACUCGGGAGAGAAUGCAGCAAGAUGCGACAAACAUGGGCCGAUUUGUACGGUCUUUAAUCGAGGUCAGACAUCAAUUUCCACUUGGUCCCGAGGUUUCUCAAGCAAUGUUGACAGGAUAUCACAUGCCCGAUGCUUCACAGUGGGCUCUUUUUGAGCAUCCUCCAAUUUCCACAUUCUGUCGCUCACGGGUUGCCAUCAUGGGAGAUGCAGCCCACGCAUCUACGCCGCACCAGGGUGCCGGCGCCGGCCAGGCCAUCGAAGAUGCCCAUGUCUUGGCUGAGCUUCUCAGUGAUGAGCGAGUAAAGACCGGUCAGGAUGCCGUCGCUGCUUUCAAAGCGUAUGACCAUGUCCGUCGCCCACGGACCCAAAAAGUGGUCAGUAGCAGCAGGGAGGGUGCAGAUUUCUUUUGUCUGUGCCUGGAUGGAGUGGAAGACGAUGAAGAGAGGUUGAAAGCGGCUCUUCAGUCUCGAUUCCGAUGGCUGUGGGAUCUGGAUAUCCCGGAACAAGCCCAGCGAGCAAGGACUACCAUGUACAGUGUUCUCGAGUCGUUGACGGACAACUCGCGUCCAUGUAAUCUCUAG